AUGGCUGUUUCUCUCUCUGAUUCCAUUCUGGAAGUUAGAACCGAACCUCCAGAAUUUCCAAUUGAAGACAUUAAAUGUGAAAUAAAAGAAGAGCCUGAAGAUGAUAAAACAUGUCUGGAGAGAUUUAUGAACUCCGAUAUAACAAUAGAAGAUGAAGUCAAGCUGGAAUCCUAUGAGGCAUCUCAUUAUGAAUGUACUAUUUGUAAUGAAUCAUUUACAGGGCAGCAUGAUUUAGAACAGCAUAUGCUGGUACAUUGCCCAUUUUGUUCAGAUACUUUUCCAGAUUCAAGCGCCUUAGAUAUACAUCUGAAAAUUCAUGCAGAUGAAAAGCCUUUUGUGUGCACAAUUUGCAGUAAAGCAUUUGCUGUAAAAUUUGAUUUUGAUCAACACGUUUGUGUUUGUAAUGGAGAAAAAACUUUAACGUUGAAUAAAUUAUCUGAUAAUCAAAAACAAAGUAAGAGUACACAGAGACUACAUAAAUGUAAAGUAUGUAAUAAGAGUUUUAAAUAUCUAAGUUACUUGAAAGAGCAUUUGCUUAUUCACACUGGAGAACGUUCUUACGAAUGUGAAAUAUGCAAUAAGACAUUCAGACAAAGGGGUGUUUUGAGAGCACAUAAACUCAUUCACAGUGGGGUUCGUCCUCACAAAUGUGCAAUAUGCGAUAAGACAUUCACACAAAUGUCUUUCUUGAGAGCACAUAAACUCAUUCACAGUGGGGUUCGUCCUCAUAAAUGUGCAAUAUGCGAUAAGACAUUCACGCAAAUGUCUUUCUUGAGAGCACAUAAACUCAUUCACACUGGGGAACGACCUCACAAAUGUGAAACAUGCAAUAAGACAUUUGCUCGAAUGAAUACUUUGAAUAGACAUGUGGUUAUUCACACUGGAGAACGGCCUCACAAAUGUGAAAUAUGCUUUAAGACAUUCACACACGCGAGUACUUUGACAAAUCAUAUGCCCAUUCACAGUGGGGUACGGCCCCAUAAUUGUACAGUAUGUGAUAAGACAUUCAGAACAAUGGCUGCCUUGAGAGCACAUAAACUUAUUCACACUGGGGAACGGCCUCACAAAUGUGAAACAUGCAAUACGACAUUUGCUCAAGUGAAUAGUUUGAAUAGACAUGUGCUUAUUCACACUGGGGAACGGCCUCACAAAUGUGAAAUAUGCCAUAAGACAUUCAAAACAAUGGCUACCUUGAGAGCACAUAAAGUCAUUCACAGUGGAGUUCGUCCUCACAAAUGUGAAACAUGUGAUAAGACAUUCACAAAAAUGAGUAGCUUGAGUGCACAUAAACUCAUUCACACUGGGGAACGACCUCACAAAUGUGAAACAUGCAAUAAGACAUUUACUCGAGUGAAUAGUUUGAAUAGACAUGUGCUUAUUCACACUGGGGAACGGCCUCACAAAUGUGAAAUAUGCAAUAAGACAUUCACACAAAUGGGUAGCUUGAGUGUACAUAAACUCUUUUUCAGUGGGGUUCGUUCUUUUAAAUGUGAAAUAUGCUCUAGAGUCUAG
This is a messenger RNA of Ctenocephalides felis (cat flea), 1512 nucleotides long. Its product is annotated as zinc finger protein 493-like. The record is from RefSeq and is a predicted model, not a curated record. Lineage: Eukaryota; Metazoa; Arthropoda; Insecta; Siphonaptera; Pulicidae. Bases 1 to 1512 code for a protein of 503 amino acids. Gene Ontology annotation, biological process: regulation of transcription by RNA polymerase II. The transcript has a single exon. Gene Ontology annotation, cellular component: nucleus. Gene Ontology annotation, molecular function: DNA-binding transcription activator activity, RNA polymerase II-specific; RNA polymerase II cis-regulatory region sequence-specific DNA binding.